GCUGGUGCUCGGACUUCUUCUCUUUCCCUUCAUUCUCUUCCACAGAAAGCAAUAUGUUAGCAGGGUUGUGUUUCAGAGCUUUGGUGGCUCUUUCUCUCUUGUGUGUAUAUGUGUAUGGUAAUAUACUCGUUGGAGGAUUUCAGAGGGAUGAUCCCAGUGACCCAGAAGUUGUAAAGGCAGCCACCCUGGCAGUCAAUGGGUUCAAUCAACAAUCCAAUGAGGAAUAUGAAUACAAGCUAAUGAAGAUUGUAUCUGCUGAAUCUCAGGUGGUUGCUGGUAUACGCUAUGUUUUGAAUGUAGAAAUGGGCAGGACCGAUUGCAAGAGAGUCUCAGCAAGCGAGAAGGGACCCUGUGACUUCAUUCAAGACUCAAAACUUGCCAAGACCUUAUUGUGCACGUUUACAAUACUGGAUGUGCCAUGGGAGAAUGAGGAAAGUCUUCUGUCAUCAUCCUGCAAGGCACAAGAGUAGACACCUGUAUACCUGUAUACACUCUAUUGUCCUUUAUUGUCUAUAAAAUAACAAUCAAAAUGGAAAAUAAAC
Molecule: messenger RNA, 542 nt
Organism: Hyla sarda
Lineage: Eukaryota; Metazoa; Chordata; Amphibia; Anura; Hylidae
Product: cystatin-2-like
Exons: 3
Coding region: 54-470 (138 amino acids)
Molecular function (GO): cysteine-type endopeptidase inhibitor activity
Source: RefSeq, a predicted model, not a curated record